Molecule: messenger RNA, 4855 nt
Organism: Papilio polytes (common Mormon)
Lineage: Eukaryota; Metazoa; Arthropoda; Insecta; Lepidoptera; Papilionidae
Product: serine/threonine-protein phosphatase 6 regulatory ankyrin repeat subunit A
Exons: 21
Coding region: 161-3424 (1087 amino acids)
Molecular function (GO): metal ion binding; protein binding
Source: RefSeq, a predicted model, not a curated record
ACAACAAUUUCACUGUCUAUGACAGCUUGUCAAAUAUGUGUCUUCUAUGAAAUUGACAAUUUCAGUUUAUUGUAUUAGCCAAUUUAUUAUAUUCAAUUUACGAAGUGAUUUAAAAUAGUAAACAAUUCAAUUGUACGGUAUAUGAUCUUACGUUCUCAAGAUGGCAUCCAGUGAAGUGACAAAGCUUCAGCAGCAUUUAGCGUUGCUUAAAGAGGAGUACAGUAAGCUACAGAGUCAUUGUGCUGAAGUUGAAAGGAAGUAUACGCUCGCGGCAGCAUCCGCCGGCGAUCUUAGUGAAACUAGUUUCGUAGCCCGGUUACUUAUGACCGUGUCCACUUUAUACGGCAGAGAGACGUAUUCUGAUAUAAGUAUUAAGCUACAGAGCAAGUCUGUUCCUGGACAUAAGUUUGUCUUGAAUGCACGAUCUGAUGAUUGGAAUGAAGCUGCACUUAAGAAUCUCACAGAAUUGGAUUGGUCCAAUCUUCCCGAUGAUGUGGGUUCAGCACUCCUAAAAUGGCUGUACACAGAUGUUGUGGACCUCACUAGAGGGGAUGCAUUUGCGUUGCACCUUAUGAAGUGUGCGGCUAACUUCAAGCUGUAUGGUCUAGUGGGCAAGUGUGAACAAGCCCUUAUCACUUCAGUGGGUGUGAGGACCUGCGUAAAGUUCUACUCGGCUGCAGAUGAGAUUGGUGCGACAGCUCUAAAGGAACAUUGUUCUGGACUUAUCUCUACACAUUGGGAUGAUCUUACAGGGGAUGAUUUCGCGCACAUGUCAUCCGCGUUGCUGUACCGCAUGUUAAAGAGCAAGACCCCGCAGCCGCUGCACGGCGCCGUGCGACUGCUGCGAGAGGAUGUGGUCUUCCUCUGCCUCGUAGAGAACCAUGCUAAUCUAACAGAUAUAGUAAACGCGAUGUCACCGCGAGGCGAGCUUCCUUUAGAGCUGGCUCUGAGAGGGCGAAGCGCCUCCAUAGCUACAACACUGCUGCAGCACUGCGCAGACCCCGAUGCCCGCGGUCCCAGAGGACGCACGCUACUGCACCGGGCAGUCGACUCCAGAGAUGCCUUCUCUGCAAAAUUCCUUGUCGACAAUGGUGCUGAUACCAGUCUCACAACAAAAGAGGAAGGUGACACAGUCUUGCACCUGAUAGCAGCGUUGACGUCCAGCUCGUGUGAGCCCGACACUAUGGAGCAGAUGGUAGAGAUCGCAGAAACGGUGGUCGCGAAAGGCGCAGAUAUCAACCGACAGAACAGAAAAGGAUACACACCCCUACACCAAUCUGUUAUAUCAAGAAAUCUAAAAAUAUUCGAUCUUCUACUGAAACAGCCUAAUUUGGACACGAAUUUAAGAACAUUAGCGGAUGAACAUCCACCUUUGUACUACGCUUUGGUCGAUGAUAGACGAGCCUCGAUAUCCUCCAGUGAAACUCUUGUAAUGAACGGUUCCAAUCCAUUCGAUACACCAGUGACGAAUAAAAACGCGUUCACAGAAGACCCAGUGGAAGGUAAAACAGAGAAUAUUAUAGAACGAGGUUUCGCUGCUAAGCUUUUAGAAAAAGGAUGUCAACCGAAUCCAUUGUACUCCGGUUCUGGGGAUAGUCUACUUCAUAUUUUGAUACAAGGAUGGUUUGAGGAUUCAGCAGUGUUUCUCGUAUCUCAUUUGAAUGGUGAUUUAAACCACGGCAAUGAGGCUGGUGUGACCGCACUGCACGCGGCAUGCGCUAGCGGCCUCACGCGCCUCACUGCAGCACUGCUGGAGCACGGCGCACGGCACAAUCUGCAGACAGCGUAUGGAGAACAGGAGGAUACUGUUUAUAGACAAACUCCUCUGCACCUGGCGGUGCUGAACAACCACGAGGGUGCGGUGCUGGCUAUCUUAGAGCACAAGAAGUUGAUAGAGAAGGGGGAGAUGGCGGCCGCGGACCGCAGCAACGUCAGUCUGCUGCCCAACUUGAAUAUGAAGAACUCGGAGGGCGACACUCCUGUUAGUCUAGCGCUUACUGAAGGACACAAAAAUCUAGUAAAACCCCUAAUCGAAGGCGGAGCUGAUCCUAAUGUACGUAACGGUAAAGGCUUCACUGCCUUACAUCAAGCUAUUGUCGAAGAAGAUUCUAGAAUCGCCAUAUAUCUACUAGAUCAGGGAGCUGAUAUGGACGCUUUGACUGAGGCUGGCGAGACGCCGCUGCAGCUGGCCAUCCACUGCCGGCUGGGGCUGGUGGUGGAGGCGCUGUGCGUGCGCGGCGUCGACAUGAGCCGCCUCGACGCGCACGGCGUGCCCCCGCUCUGGGCCGCGCUCGACUCCGGCCAGGAGGAGGUCGCCAGUAUACUCGUGAGAAACGGCGCGGAUGCAGACUGCUGGGGUCCCGGGCCGGAUGGGUGCUUGCAAACUCUGUUACACAAGGCAAUAGAUGAGAACAAGGAGUCAUUAGCGACGUUCCUGAUCCGUUCCGGUUGUGACGUGGAGUGCGCGCGGCGCGCGGCGGCGGGCGGCGAGGGCGCCGAGCUGGCGGCGGAGCGCCACACGCCGCUGCACCUCUGCUGCACCUGGGGACUCUCUGACGUCAUACAGACUCUACUCGAGCACGGAGCGAACAUUAACAGCAAAGACGCGGAGGGGAAGACUCCGCUACAUAUAGCUAUAGAGAAUCAGCACGCGGGCAUCAUCUCGCUACUGCUAUCCCAGCCCGGAAUCGACCUGUCCGCGAGGGACAACAAGGGCGUGUCGCCCUUCGCGGCCGCUCUCACUGCUAGGAACAACAAGGCCGCGCAGGCUAUACUGGAGAAAAACCCUUCAGCUGCUGAACAGGUGGACAAGAAGGGUCGCAACUUCCUGCACGUGGCGAUCCAGGCGUGCGAUGUGGAGAGCGUGAUGUUCCUGCUGUCGGUGGAGGUGGACGUGAACUCGGACAUCGAUGCUGCGGCUACCAAUCUUAAAGGUCGUAAUCCACUGCACGAGCUGUGUUGGUGCAAGAAGGACAACGCGGCGACAAUUUGCGAGAUAUUCCUAGAAUUUAUGCCCGACUAUCCUAUCAACAAAACUGAUUUGCAGGGUAAUACGCCCUUAUUGCUCGCGUAUAUGAACGGUCAAGCGGCGAUGUGCAGAGUGUUAGUACGAGCCGGGGCUUGUCUCGCACAAGAGAACAAAGAUGGACUCUCUAUUUUCAAUUAUCAGGUAGCAACGAAGCAAUUGUUACAUAGGUUGUUAGACGCGCUGCCGUCGGAGGCGCCCUGGGCCGAGAGCGACCUCUGUCAGGAAUGCGGAACUAAGUUCACUCUCACUAUGAGAAAACAUCAUUGUCGACAUUGCGGUCGUAUGCUGUGCAAUAAAUGUUCCAACCAAGACGUGCCCAUAUUGAAAUUCGGUUUGAACAAGAGUCAGCGAGUCUGUGAAAUAUGUUUCAAUGUGCUGCAAGUGGGAGCCAGUUAGUGCAGCCAUAUCUUGCGCGGUACACACUAGGCCAGUACAGUUAGACAGUCGCGCAGGCUUGGCAUCGAUUGUAUAGAUUCACUGGCGUCAAUUAGUGUUUACAAUAUGCCAGUCCAUUUCAGUACUCCAGCGCUACUGUCCAACUGUAUUGGCCAAGUGUGAACCAGGCAUAACUGUAGAACACUGCACUAUUGUAUAUUGCUAUCUGUUUCACUCCCUCAGAUAAGAUAGAGAAAGCAAUAUAAGUAUAUCUGCAGUUGAAUUCUACGGUUAGUGUUAUGCGAUUUUGUACCAGGAUCAUUUAGUUGUGACACACAUCGAUGAAAAAAAUAUUCGUGAAGGAAAACUGUUUCAAAGGAAGAAUUAUCUAUUUAUGAUUGUAAAGUAAGAUGGUCAUUGAAUUUUAUACUUUCUGUGAAAUUUUAUUUUGGGAAAGUAAUAAUAUAGACUAAUGUGAAUAUGCUUUUUUAGCACUGGUUUGAAAUGUAAGCAUCUUCGAAUAAAAGUAAAAAAAAAAUAAAAAAAGGCUCUUUAUUGAUCCAAAAUAGUUUUGUACAGUUAGUGGGACGUUGUCUCCUGAGCUAGUAAUAUCUGUGCUUCAGGAGGCAGCGGCUUCUUUUAACGAUUGUCUUGCUCAAAGUGACUUUGUUCUUUGUUUUUAAUGCUUUUUUAUUAGGAGGAAUGUAUGCUGUCUUGCCUUAUUUAAUCGUAAAUACGAACUAUUCCACAAUAAUUGGUGUGUGUGACAACAAAAGGCUUUUUUAUAUUGUUUAAAAUAUUUUAGAUUGUAAUAAUUGACUUUUCUGUCAUAAUGUAAUGUAUCUCUGACUUCUUAUAAGUGAUGUUUUAUUAUAGUCUUGUUUAAUAUUGCUUAUCACAAAUGGCAAAAUUCUGAAAAGAAUCUUGUACUUUAAAAUUUUUAGACAUAAAAAUUCUAAUUGAAUUUAAAGUUUAAAGGUGGUCUUAUCGAUUAAUUGGGUUAUGCCCGCUAAGUUCUUGAAAACCUAUAUUUAUGGAUAUUGUUUAAAAUGCCAAAGUAAACAAUGUGCUUUUUGUUUUACUAAAAGUAGGUUUAAGUGUUUACAAUGUUCUAUGGAGAAAUUAUUAUUGUUUGAAGCAAGGCUUUUAGAAUUUUAAAAGUAUUUAUUAGUCAUAAUGUUGAUUUUUUUCUUCCCAUUACCCCAGUGUUGCUAGGAUUAAAGAUUACCCAAUUUUAGUAAUGGUUAAGUUAAAAAAAUGUAUGAAGUAUAUUAUUAUAAAACAAUGUAAUUUCUGUUUAUUCUUUGCAUUUUAUUAAAAUUAGAAAUGUAUUUCAAUUGAUGGAAUUUUAACUUGUGGUCUUAAAAAAUGUGAUUCAACAUUCCGACUGUUUUGUAUUAUUUUUAACGAAAUUUUGUAUUUGCUGCAAUAAAAGAUACUUGUGUACUUGUC